Messenger RNA from Cylindrotheca closterium, 504 nucleotides. The record is from the annotation of a GenBank genome assembly. NCBI's taxonomy places the organism in Eukaryota, Bacillariophyta, Bacillariophyceae, Bacillariales, Bacillariaceae.
AUGAUGACAUCUGUAACUUCAGCGAUAGCUCACAAAUUCUGCGGCGGGUCCUCAAGGCGCUUAAUUGCUGGAUGGUGGUAUUCGAUCUUGGCAAUGACUGGAAUUUUGGCACUCAUGUCAUGCGUUGUAAUGGGAUCUCGAUCGUUUGCGGAAGCCUUUGUUUCGUUCUGGUCUGCUGCCAUGUUGUUGGGAUUAAGCAUUGGUGGUACCAUGAUUAUGCGCAAAUUUCACAAUUCCAUGGCCGUUGGUUUUUUUAUGGGUGGAGUUUUGGCAAUGGCGCAAAUGUUCUUUUUCCUUUCAUUGAUAUACACUGGUUACAAAUUCGAUGAAGGUAAAGAUGGGUUCUCUGGAGCCCAAGAGGGAUUCAUGAGCCUGCUAUGUUUGGUAGAAUGCAUUCUAUUGGGAUCCUUUGCAGCAAUUCUCGGCGCACAUCGUUCGGACCUAAUGGACAAGAGUGACCCAAAUACUCCAGGAGAAUACAACACCCCAUAUGUGCAAUCAUAA